UUUAUUCAGAUAAAAGCUUAAGCUACAGUUCCAAGUUCUCUCACCUUCUCCGUUCCACAACUCUCAAAUCAAUUUCAUCAACAUAAACCCUAAUUAAGAUAUAGUGUUCCUCUCAUCACCUCUUUUUGAACAAAAUAUUUAAAUCGAGAAUGGAUAAUAACUUCGGGAACUAUCAUCAUCAAUGGCAGCAUCAAGGACCAGCACAGCCAAACACAUGCCCGGUUUGCACGGCGCCGCACUUCCCUUUCUGCCCACCGUCUUCCUUCCCGCACUUCCCUCCUCACUUCAAUCCACCACGUCCUGGAUUCGACUCGUUCGCCGGACCACCGGUUCGACCGCAGAAUCACUAUCCAAUGCCGUGGCAAGCUCACCACGGGAAUCAAUGGAGACCACCGGUUGUCGAUUGCGAUAGGGAAGCUGAUCGGAGCUACAAGAGAGCUCGGAUCGAUGCGAUCGGAGGUGGUUCUGUUCCCGGGAGCGAUGGUUAUCAGAAUCCUCAGAUCUACUGGGAGAACGAGCGGAGGUUGAAGAUGGUGAGGGAUCAUGGUUACGGUUUAACUGCCACCGCGCCGUCGUAUCCGGGAAAUCUAGAUGUUGAGAUGAAUCAUCAGUAUAGGAAUGGAGGUCAAUUUAACGGUGUAGCUCCUCCGCCGCAGUACGGAGGAGGCUAUUUCGGUGGUCCUAAUGGUCAGCCUCCGCUUCCUGUUUCACCACCACCGCCUCUGCCUCCAUCUCAUCCUCAUAUGCCAAAUUCUUCGCCAUCUUUAGCACCAACUCGGUCUAAAGUGAUUGAUGUGUCCCAUUUGCUGAAGCCUCCUCAUCGUUCUACGCGUCCUGAUCAUUUUGUUAUUAUCCUUCGAGGGCUACCAGGUAGUGGGAAGAGUUAUUUAGCCAAGUUGUUGCGUGACAUGGAGGUAGAAAAUGGCGGCACUGCUCCACGAAUCCAUUCUAUGGACGAUUACUUCAUGACUGAAGUUGAGAAGGUUGAGGAGAGUGAUUCGACUUCUUCAAGCUCUGGUAGAAGCAAGAGACCUGUUGUGAAGAAGGUCAUGGAAUACUGCUAUGAACCUGAGAUGGAAGAGGCCUAUCGUUCAAGCAUGCUGAAAGCUUUUAAGAGGACUCUUGAAGAUGGGGCUUUCAGCUUUGUAAUCGUUUGUUUUCUGGAAUUGACCGUUUCUUGCUGGUAUUUGUGGCUCAUCUUAGUGGAUGACCGUAAUCUGCGGGUACCUGAUUUUGCUCAGUUUUGGGCAACAGCAAAGAGAUCUGGAUAUGAAGCUUACAUAUUGGAAGCAACAUACAAGGACCCAACUGGAUGUGCAGCUAGAAACGUGCACGGUAUCACACUGGAUCAAGUACAACAGAUGGCAGAACAGUGGGAAGAAGCUCCAUCGUUGUACAUGAAACUGGAUAUCAAGUCUCUUACGCGAUGUGAUGACCUAAAGGAGAGUGGAAUCGAGGAGGUGGACAUGGACAUGGAAGAUGACUUUGCACUGCCAGAAAGAAAAUCCGAUAACAACACCCGGUCAGAAGGAAAGGGUAGGACCGAAGACUCUUACAUAAAUGAGAGGAAAUGGGAAGAAGAAACUAGCUCCCAUACAGAAGUGAAAGAACUAAGUAGAAGUAAAUGGUCAAAUGUGGAGGAAGACAACGAAACAGAGAAGUCUCGAAGUACUAGACAAAACUCAAAAUCUCUUUCCAGGUCAAGCCAAGAACGCUUGACGAAAGGUAAAACUGUUUGGUGGGGCGAUAAGGGAGGAGAUGCAGGGUUUUCAAUUGGUGCAAGGAAUAUGAACAUGCCUUCUUUAGUUAUAGGUCCCGGAUCAGGCUAUAACUUGAAAUCAAAUCCUCUAUCGGAAGCAGAGAGCCGUGCACUAGCUGAUGCAAUUGGAAAAGCAAAGGUAAAAGGAAUCUUUCAAGAUCAGCUAAGAGCGGAGCGCGAGUCUUUCAAAGCUGUUUUUGACAAGAGACAUGGUACAUCUUACGAUUCAAAGGACGAGUAAGUGUAUGCAUGAUUAAAAACUAAAAUGUAUCCUUUGUUAUGUACGUUCAUAUGAAUUUUAAUGUUUUUCUUAUUAUUUUUUGUCUAAAAUAUUGGUAUUUAUUUCGAGAAAGACAUUAAUAAAUCUCUUUGAGGCUGAUAAUAA
Raphanus sativus (radish) is the source of this 2144-nucleotide messenger RNA. RefSeq lists its product as uncharacterized. The transcript has 13 exons. Gene Ontology annotation, cellular component: nucleus. The coding region runs from base 150 to 2000 and encodes 616 amino acids. Lineage: Eukaryota; Viridiplantae; Streptophyta; Magnoliopsida; Brassicales; Brassicaceae. The record is from RefSeq and is a predicted model, not a curated record. Gene Ontology annotation, biological process: regulation of telomere maintenance.